Exophiala xenobiotica is the source of this 1472-nucleotide messenger RNA. RefSeq lists its product as uncharacterized. Gene Ontology annotation, biological process: translational termination. The record is from RefSeq and is a predicted model, not a curated record. The transcript has 3 exons. Gene Ontology annotation, molecular function: translation release factor activity. NCBI's taxonomy places the organism in Eukaryota, Fungi, Ascomycota, Eurotiomycetes, Chaetothyriales, Herpotrichiellaceae. Bases 128 to 1438 code for a protein of 436 amino acids.
CAAAUCAAUCGAACUGCGGAAACUUGAGCAAUGAACUUUUUGAAAUCGGCAGCAUACCUAGGUAGUGUUGACGGGCUAAUUAUCCCAUAUCUUCGUCAUUGAUUGAAGAUAUCACUCUUCCCAAGGCAUGUUGAGUGGCAGUCGUAGCUGGCUGCAAUGCUCAAGAUGCCUUGGACAUUCACUACGCACGGCAGCUAGGCCCUCCUUUGCGAGAGUUCGCUAUCAAAGUUCCUCCUCCACUCCCUCCGAGAGCUUUACUCAGAUCUCUCCCAUCCUACUGCGUCGCGCUCGCGCCGUCGCUGCUGAGCGUGACCAGCUGUCCGCGGCGAAUGCAGAGAACUACGAUGUGACAGUCGCAAAGAAAAUCGGCGAAUUGAGCCCUGUCUGUACAGCGUUGAAAGAUUGGGAAGAUGCGCAGAAUUCCCUGAACGAACUAACCGCCCUCCUGCACGACCCAUCGUCCGACGCCGAACUACGGACCCUUGCGCAGUCAGACAUAGACUCAACCGUGUCCUCCCUGCCUGCCUUGACAUCCCGCCUCAGGACCUCUCUGAUCCCGCCCCACCCCUUCGCCAAUAUGCCCUGCAUGAUCGAAAUCCACCCGGGCGCCGGUGGCAGCGAGGCCUCCCUCUUCGCCCAGACAUUGCUCGAUAUGUACCGCGCCUUCUGCGCGCGGAUGCGAUGGCCCACGACCCUGGCAAGCUACACACCCGAUGAAUCCGUGCCCGAGGACGCAAUGACCGACGCCCUUCUCGAAAUCAACGCCCCGGGAAGCUACGACCUGUUAAGGACUGAGGCCGGCGUGCACCGUGUCCAGCGCGUGCCGAGCACGGAGAAAAAGGGCCGUACGCACACGAGUGCCGUGAGCGUGCUUGUUCUGCCAAAUCUACCCGAGACUGGAGGGGACGAUCUGGAUUACGAGAAUCCCGAGAGCGACUACUACAUUGCACCGCAAGAUGUGCGCAGCGAGACUAUGCGUGCCCGAGGCGCUGGCGGUCAGCAUGUCAACAAGACGGACAGCGCGGUCCGAUUGACGCAUAUACCGUCGGGGAUCGUGAUAAGCAUGCAGGAGUCGAGAAGUCAACACAAGAACCGCGAGAAGGCCUGGCAGCUUUUACGAUCGAAGUUGGCGCAGAUCCGUCGGGAGCAGAGGGAGGCCGAGGUGAUCAACCUGCGGCGGAGUGUCAUGGGUGGUGUGGCACGCACGGGCAGGGAGGAUAAAGUGCGCACAUACAACUACUCGCAGAACCGGGUGACAGACCACAGGAGUGGGAAGGAGUCGAGUAACCUUGACGCCGUGCUGGGUGGCGGACAUGAGCUUGAGGAUCUCAUGGAUAGUGUUAGGGAGUGGAUGAGCGAGAACGAGGUUCGAGGACUGUUGGCAGAGGAGGAAUUACGAGCGAAGAUGUCGGACAGCAAUGAGCCUGGAAAGAAAUAAAGCUGUAACAACAAGAAUUAAGCAUCGUAAUGCA